Mytilinidion resinicola is the source of this 1521-nucleotide messenger RNA. RefSeq lists its product as uncharacterized. Lineage: Eukaryota; Fungi; Ascomycota; Dothideomycetes; Mytilinidiales; Mytilinidiaceae. The record is from RefSeq and is a predicted model, not a curated record. Gene Ontology annotation, cellular component: mitochondrion; cytoplasm. The transcript has 4 exons. Gene Ontology annotation, molecular function: lipoic acid binding; acetyltransferase activity. The annotation marks the transcript as partial.
UUUACCAUGAAGCACAUUGCCACCAAAAAGGUCGGGAGCCUGCUCUCGCGGUGUACGGCGCCCACCCGCGUCUCGUAUGCGUCCCGGCAUUUCAAGAGCUCCGCAAUUCCUCGACAGCACCUCCGACGGCAGUUCCACAGCACGCCGGCCCUGGACGUCGUGAAGCCGUAUCUGCUCGCGGACAUUGGAGAGGGUAUCACGGAAUGCCAGGUUAUACAGUGGUUUGUGCAGCCAGGCGCGCGCGUGGAGCAGUUCGACCCAAUUUGCGAGGUGCAAUCUGACAAGGCGUCAGUCGAGAUCACAUCGCGAUUCGACGGGGUAAUAAAGAAGCUGUACUAUGAGCAGGAUGACAUGGCCAAGGUUGGCAAGCCACUAGUAGACAUCGACAUCCAAAGCGACAUAUCUCCCGAGGACGAAGCCCUUCUUAACGACAACGACUCCAACGUUCCUACAUUGAGGCCAACACCCUCGGGGGGUCAGGAGGCGGGAUUAGAGGUGGAUAGAAAUGAUACUAAGGCAGCUACUGGAGACGCACCACCACCACCCCCACCUCAAACUCUCCCGGCGAAGCCAGAGACAACGUCCACACCCUCUGAGGGGCAAGCACCACGAGCGGUAGGGAAACAUGCUAGCCUAGCAACACCCGCAGUCCGACAUUUGACGAAAGAAUUGAACGUACAAAUAGAAGAUAUAGAAGGAACAGGCAAAGAGGGCCGUGUUACCAAAGAAGAUGUGCAGAAGUAUGCUGCCGCUCAGAAAGAGACACCCACAACUACCAAGUCGUCGACUCCAGCUGCACCGGAGCCCCAGGCUGAGGACCAGAUCCGACCGCUCACACCGAUCCAGAAAGGCAUGUUCAAGCAAAUGACACGCUCGCUCUCCAUACCGCACUUCCUCUACACCGACAACGUAGACUUCACUGGCCUAAGUUCUAUCCGCAAGAGCCUCAAUGCUUCGAAGGAGAAGUCACAGAAACUCUCCGCCCUUCCGUUCGUCGUAAAAGCUGUGUCUCUAGCUCUUUCGAAGCACCCGCUUCUCAACUCGCAUCUCGACACCUCCAACGCCGAGAAACCUCAGAUGGUUGUAAAAGCACAACACAACAUUGGCAUCGCAAUUGACUCGCCGAGCGGUCUCCUGGUUCCGGUUGUGAAAAAUGUGCAGUCGCUCUCGAUUGAGGCUAUAUCCGCAGAAAUUGGAAGACUGGGUGCUCUCGCUCGUUCUGGGAAGCUUACCAAUGCAGACUUGAGCGGAGCCUCCUUCACCCUGAGCAACAUCGGAAGCAUUGGUGGGACGGCAGUAGCGCCUGUAAUCGUCAGCCCUCAAGUCGCGAUCCUAGGCGUUGGUAGAGCGAGAGUUGUACCAGCUUUUGGAAAGGGUGGAGAGCUAAUCAAGAAGGAGGAAGCUGUCUUCAGCUGGAGUGCGGAUCACAGAGUCGUGGAUGGUGCUGCGGCAGCUCGUUGUGCGGAGGAUGUGAGGUCAUAUUUGGAGAAUGUUGAGAGCAUGUUGGUGCAGAUGAAGUGA